Hydatigera taeniaeformis is the source of this 366-nucleotide messenger RNA. The record is from the annotation of a GenBank genome assembly. Lineage: Eukaryota; Metazoa; Platyhelminthes; Cestoda; Cyclophyllidea; Taeniidae.
AUGUUAAUCCACCUUGUACUUCUCCUUACACUCGUCUGCUCUGCUUACUGCACAAAUAAGGUGCUCUUCAUCUCCUUCGAUGGCUUCCGACACGACUACCUCGACAUGGCAGCAGAGAAAGGAAAGAAUAUAUCAGCUUUCAAACAGAUCCGUGAAGCCGGCUUCCAAGCGGAGGUGCAGAAUGUGAUGAUAACACUGACAUUCCCCUCUCACUAUGCCAUGGCAACGGGUCGCAAUGUGGAGAACCAUGGCCUUGUCGGCAAUAGCUUCCACGAUCCAGAAACAUGGGCAUCCUAUUACUAUACGAAUUCCACCAAUAACAUACAAUCGUCAUGGUUUGAGUAUGCGGGUGCAGAACCUCUUUGG